This is a messenger RNA of Branchiostoma floridae (Florida lancelet), 3644 nucleotides long. Its product is annotated as RNA-splicing ligase RtcB homolog. The transcript is spliced from 16 exons. Gene Ontology annotation, biological process: tRNA splicing, via endonucleolytic cleavage and ligation. Gene Ontology annotation, molecular function: RNA ligase (ATP) activity. Gene Ontology annotation, cellular component: tRNA-splicing ligase complex; nucleus. Lineage: Eukaryota; Metazoa; Chordata; Leptocardii; Amphioxiformes; Branchiostomatidae. The record is from RefSeq and is a predicted model, not a curated record. The coding region runs from base 1 to 1524 and encodes 507 amino acids.
AUGCCUGAGAACAGGAGCUACAAUGAUGAGCUGAAUUUCCUGGACAAGAUAGAUGCAAACACCUGGAGGAUCAAGAAGGGAUUUGUUCCCAACAUGAAGGUGGAUGGGUUCUUCUAUGUAAAUGACUUGCUGGAGAAGCUGAUGUUUGAUGAGCUCAGGCAGCACAGCAGGGCGGCUGGUUUUGGUGGGUUCUUGCCAGCCAUGAAGCAGAUAGCCAAUGUGGCAGCUCUGCCAGGGAUUGUGCAGAAAUCUGUAGGGUUACCAGAUGUCCAUGCUGGGUAUGGGUUUGCCAUUGGUAACCUUGCUGCCUUUGACAUGAGUAACCCGGAGGCCGUGGUUUCGCCGGGCGGAGUCGGUUUUGACAUCAACUGUGGCGUCCGGCUGCUCCGGACAAACCUGGACGAGCGGGACGUCCAGCCGGUCAAGGACGAGCUGGCUCAGGCCAUGUUUGACCACAUCCCUGUUGGCGUGGGGUCAAAGGGCGUCAUUCCCAUGGGAGCAAGAGACUUAGAGGAGGCUUUGGAGAUGGGUGUGGACUGGUCCCUCAGAGAAGGAUAUGCCUGGGCAGAAGACAAGGAACACUGUGAGGAAUAUGGCCGCAUGCUUAAUGCAGACCAGAGUGCUGUGGGCUCUAAGGCCAAGAAACGGGGACUACCACAGCUGGGGACCCUGGGUGCAGGGAACCACUAUGCAGAGAUCCAGGUUGUGGAUGAGAUCUUCGAUGACUACGCCUCCCAGAGGAUGGGCAUCGACCACAAGGGACAGGUUGUUGUUAUGAUCCACAGUGGAAGUAGAGGAUUCGGGCAUCAGGUGGCAACAGAUGCUCUAGUUGCCAUGGAGAAGGCGAUGAAGAGAGACAAGGUCCUGACCAAUGACAGACAGCUGGCGUGCGCACGGAUCCACUCCCCCGAGGGACAGGAGUACCUGAAGGGCAUGGCGUGUGCCGCGAACUUCGCCUGGGUCAACAGGUCAUCCAUGACCUUCCUCUCCAGACAGGCGUUUGCCAAGGUUUUCAACACGACCCCAGAUGACCUGGACAUGCAGCUCAUCUAUGAUGUCUCACACAACAUUGCCAAGAUGGAGGAACACAUUGUGGAUGGCAAACAGACAACACUUCUGGUACACAGAAAGGGAUCUACCAGGGCCUUCCCUCCCCAUCACCCCCUUAUACCUGUAGACUAUCAGUUGUCGGGGCAACCGGUGUUGAUUGGCGGGACCAUGGGAACGUGUAGUUAUGUGUUGACAGGAACAGAGAAGGGCAUGGAACAGACGUUUGGAACUACCUGUCAUGGAGCGGGUCGGGCGUGGUCUCGAGCCAAGUCCAGGCGUAACCUAGACUACCAGGAGGUUCUGGACAGACUAGCAGAGCUGGGCAUCUCCAUCCGGGUGGCAUCGCCAAAACUGGUCAUGGAGGAGGCUCCAGAGUCCUACAAAAACGUCACAGAUGUAGUCAAUACAUGUCAUGCAGUUGGAAUUAGCAAGAAAGCAAUCAAGCUGAGACCAAUCGCUGUCAUUAAGGGAUGAUGUCGCAAUUUGUAGCUGACGUCAUCAUACGAAGACUGUUGAGAGACUUGUUGUCAGUGGCAACAAAUGGUUUAUUGUCUAACCAGGGACAUAUCUAGAUAUACUAUUCUUUGUCUAACCAGAGCUGAUAUGUUUGAGUCAACCACAGUUUCACAGCCUGGAUACCAGACCCCAGCCUGAUCUCAAAAAUAUCUAUCGUCUGAAUGAGAUUGGACUGAGGUCUGGUAUCCAGGCUAGCAAUUUCACGGCAGUAACUGAGUAAGACAUAUUUAUUAGAGGCUUUGAAUGAGACUGUUGGAGAAGAAAAAAUAAACAGAAUUUUGUGAGAAUCUCUUGCAAGUGCUCCCUUACUUGGUCCUUCAGACAAUCUAGCGGACAUGUCUGAAAAACUAUGAGGCACAUAAAUAGGAAUAUCCUGGAUGCCAGACAAUUUCUCAGGGCCGAACUCACUGGUGUCUGUGGUAAAAUUUCCUUGGGGGCAUGUUGGCCCUAGAGCUGAGGCUAAGUCACCCAGGAGUAACUUACAGAGGUAUUGAACCUGUUUAGGGAACCAAGUAAACCAUGCACCAAGAGACCAUGUCUAGCGAAAUAAUAGAUGUUAAAGUAAACAAGGACAACAACAUCAACAACAACAAUGAGCUGGCUUGUAUAGGCCCUGGAAACAGUCUGGCAUCCAGGCUAAGAUAAAAACCACUGAGCAACAGAAAUGUUCAAACUUAGAAUAGAAUUUACAAAGAACCAGAAAAAAGGCCAUGUCUAGCGAAAUGAUAGACGUUAAACAAGGGCAACAACAACAACAAUGAACUGGCUUGUAUAGGCCCUGGAAACAGUCUGGCAUCCAGGCUAAAAGCCUCAACAGAAGUGCUUAAACUUGAAAUAGAAUGUAAAAGAAACCACAAAAAAGGCAAGAGACAGAGCACAUUGUCAUGUCCAUGAUCAUUUGAAUGAAAAUAUGUAAGACUAGAAAGAUUGAAUAGACCCCUUGGUAGGACUAUGAGCACCCAUAUUUACAUGUAAAUGUCUAAUCCAAACCACUGAGGAUCAAAUUUCUUGCUUCAUUAGUUAUCAAUAUGUUGUCUGCUGUGAGAAGUAAUUGAGUGAGACAGAGACUGUAGGGGGGGGUCGUCUGUUAACCUCCUUGUCUGUACUGACAAAGUUUAUUUUACGGAUAUUUAUCAAGUGCCUAUUGUUAUAACUGCGCAUACCAAAUCUCGUUAGAAGUAUUUGCUUGUAAUGAGAUUAUUCCAAAUUGUAAUUGUUGGAACUUUGGAUGUUAAAAAUUCUAUGAUUGAAGAAUAGUCAACAUUGUAUGCAAUAUGUUGGUGACUUUGUUGAAGUUAAGAAUUGUAUGUAAAAAAAAGAAAGUAUGACUCGUUUUGUUGGUUUUGGUGUGGCAGCCAGUCUGUUUAAUAUGUAAUAUGGACUUGGAGGAUUUUAUUAUUAUGUUUGGCUCCACCGAACAGUAACAUAUUGUUUUUGCUCAGUUUCUUUUUUCUUCUUCUCCAAACGAAUAAGGUCAAUGACCUGAUUGUUGUCGCCAUGGUUACUGUAGCAGACACUAUUGUGUUUGAUUACAUUAUGUAGCAAGUGGUAGGACAGAGCUGGAGGGGCUGGUCACCCUGUAUAUGAAUGUGUUUCAGCAAGGAGGUUAACCUUGGUCUCAGUAAGAAUAAAGAGGACCAUUAGUUUGUUAGGCUAGACCAAGUGAAGGUAAAGAAUUGUGUGUAUUUGCUUGCAAAUGCUUAAAACCUCUAGCUUUAAUCGAAUUAUCUUUAAUGUCCAAGGAGGUUAACGAGGGACAUCCUUGUCUUAUCAAGAGAACCGGGACUGAAUUGUUACUUUAAAUGACUCCAGUAAAACUGGUAUUUUUUCAAACAGGACAUAUGUCUCUGUUGACUGUAAUACUGUCAACCACAACUUUAUGUUGGCUGAUAAGCUGUUAGGUGAAAAAGUUAUGGUUAUGGCCGAUAAUUGCGACUACCAAACUUUCUGUUAAUAUUCAAACCAUGUAGUCAUGCUUUAUGUCAAGGAAACUUGUGAUAUAUCAAAAGUCGGUUAGUGUGUACACUCGAGUUGGGCAACCGGCCAACAUUUUUCUUGCAAUAAAUCAUAUGAAGCCU